Messenger RNA from Kluyveromyces marxianus DMKU3-1042, 1347 nucleotides. RefSeq names its product Csr1p (gene CSR1). The record is from RefSeq and is a predicted model, not a curated record. Bases 1 to 1347 code for a protein of 448 amino acids. Lineage: Eukaryota; Fungi; Ascomycota; Saccharomycetes; Saccharomycetales; Saccharomycetaceae. The transcript has a single exon.
AUGAGCAAACCACAAAGUCAACCGGGGCGUAUCGAUACAUUGACUCCUGAGGAGGAGCUUAAAUUGAAACAGGUUUGGGCCCACUUGUUCCAUUCAUGGGGGAUUCCUGUUGACUCUUCGAAAGUUUUGACACAUAGCAAUGCUUCUAUACGUAGAAGCGAUAGUGUUUCGUCAAGCCAUAGCCACGCUACUACGGCCAGCAAAAAGAGCAGCGGUGGUAAACUAUUCGGUAGGUUCCGUAAGAGUUCCAAACACGAGAAGAAAGAGCCAACCGGCCAGCAUCAUACGCGUCACUCAAGAACAUCUUCUGUUACUUCUACUAGGUCACGUGAAUCUAUCGAAGCGAUGUACAAUCCUAACAUGAUUCACGAGGCUUUGAAAGGGUUGAAGCCUGAAGAGAUAAGAAGUAACUUGUGGGAGAUGCUUAGAACAGACUACCCGGACAACUUAAUUUUAAGAUUCUUAAGAGCCAGAAAGUGGGAUACUGAUAAGACUUUAAGUAUGCUUGCAAAUUCGCUUCACUGGAGACUAAAGGAGUCUCAUCCUGAUGAAAUUAUAAAGAGAGGAGAAUUGGGCGCAUACCAGGAUGGAAAAGCCGGUCUUGUCAAGAAUAUUGAAUUGAGAAAGGCUGUUAUUCAUGGGUACGACAAAGCAGGUCAUCCUCUCGUUUACAUUAGACCAAGAAAACAUUUCUCUAGCGAUCAAACAGAACAAGAACUUGAGCUAUAUUCUCUCUUGAUCAUUGAACAAGCUAGAUUGUUUUUAAGGGAACCAACUGAUGCUGCCACUAUAUUAUUUGAUCUUCAAGGAUUCACCAUGUCAAACAUGGAUUACGCGCCCGUUAAAUACCUGAUCUCGUGUUUCGAAGCACACUAUCCUGAAUGUUUGGGUAAGCUAUUCAUCCAUAAAGCUCCAUGGAUUUUCCCACCAAUAUGGAACAUCAUUAAAAACUGGUUAGACCCAGUUGUGGCCUCAAAAAUUGUUUUCACUAAGUCCGCUAAGGACUUGGCCAAAUAUAUACCAGAUGAAUAUAUCCCAAAAUCCCUUGGUGGUGAAUGUACCUAUGAUUAUGACAAUUAUUCUAAGCCCGAUGGUUCUCUGGAUACAAAGCUGGACAAGAAAGAUGAACUUGAAGUGGUUAUGGAAGAAAGACACUCCAUUGUUGAAAAGUUCAUCCAAGCUACAGUGUCUUGGAUUGAAGCUGGUGACAAGGAAACUAGUGCUAAAUUCCUAGACGCUAAGAUCGAACUAAGCAAGGAACUAACAAGAAACUACGUGAAGUUAGAUCCUUAUAUUAGAUCAAGAUCUUUUUAUGACUAUGAAGGAACUUUGAAAAUCGAAGAAUAG